Molecule: messenger RNA, 1548 nt
Organism: Musa acuminata AAA Group (dessert banana)
Lineage: Eukaryota; Viridiplantae; Streptophyta; Magnoliopsida; Zingiberales; Musaceae
Product: cyclin-U1-1-like
Exons: 6
Coding region: 704-1417 (237 amino acids)
Biological process (GO): regulation of cyclin-dependent protein serine/threonine kinase activity
Molecular function (GO): protein kinase binding
Source: RefSeq, a predicted model, not a curated record
GACCUAAAAGAGAGAAGACGGGGGCGGGGCGGCGAAGAGCGGGCUGGGGUGCGACCCGGUCGCUGACGGCGUCGAGGAAGAGCGAGGACAAGGUCUUCAAUCGCGUGCACGAGGGAAGCACUUCCUCUACGUCGUCUUCAACUUCGUCUUCGCUACCUUCGCCGGCAAUCGAGUGACUCUGUCUCGGUGGUUGCUUGAGGGCAGCGGAGGUGAGGGUUCCCAUCAUGGUCUCGCGAGCACACGUCGAUGAAAAUUGCAGCACCAUACUUAGCUGUAGUGAGGAUGACUCGAUAUGUUGCUGGGACAGUCUCACGAAGAUGUGUUUGUUGUAAGGUUAUGAAAUCAUGAAGACUCAGAACCUCCUAUCAAGGAUGCCAUGAUGCUGAAUGGCGACCUUUUUGUCUACCGGUCUCCGUAGUCCAAACCUUUUGUCAGGAUUCUCUCUGCAACUCGAGGUUGAGAUUGCAAGGCUUGUUUGUGAUGGCGACCGAGCACAUGGCGUCUUUUGGAGAACUGUUCCUUGGCUCCCUAUUGCAUCGUCCUGCUCUAAAUCCAAGCUCUAAAUCCAACUUCUCGGUGCGUCGGCAAGCCGUCAACAUCGACAAAGACGCUGAUUGAUGCAAAUAUAUCAAUUGUACUUGCUGCAUGAAAGGUCCAGUAGAGGAGUCAGGAUGUUGCCUUCUUGAGGUAACGAGAACAGGAGAUGCCUUCUUCAACGAUGGAGGACGUCGCAGGUGGCGACACGGGCGACGCGGAGGCGGCGGCACGGGUGCUGGACGGGAUCGUGCACGCGCUGGAGCGGAUGGUGGCGCGGAACGAGCGGGUGACACGGACAGACGCGGAGGAGGAGGAGGAUGAGGAGGAGGGGGAGACGGCGGCGUUAGGAGCAGAGCGGAUGCGGGGGAGGGGGCUGGCGGCGUUCCGGGGGACGCGGUCGCCGGGCAUCAGCGUGGGGAAGUACCUGGAGCGGCUGUGGCGGUACACGGGGUGCAGCUCCUCGUGCUUCGUGGUGGGCUUUGUGUACAUCGACCGGGUCGCCCACCGCCACCCGGCCUCCCCCGUCGUCUCCCUCAACGUCCACCGCCUCGUCCUCACCAGCCUCCUUAUCGCCUCCAAGGUCCUCGACGACAAGCACCACAACAACGCAUUCUUCGCGAAGGUGGGCGGCGUGAGCAACGCAGAGCUGAACCGGAUGGAGUUGGAGCUCCUCUUCCUGCUGGACUUUGGCCUGGUGGUGAGCUCUCGGGUGUUCGAGAGCUACCGCCGGCAUCUUGAGAAGGAAAAAAUGCUGGCCCGGGCCACUCAAGAGUUGGGCAGAGCCGUCGUCGAUGCCUCUGCCAAUGGUGGUGUCCAUGGUCUCCGUAAUGGCUCGUCGCGGCACUCUUUUUCGUCACCACGCUGCUCUAUAGACUGGUGAUGCACAUCAAUCAUCCUCUUCACUCCAUGUCGAGAAGAAGAAAUUGGAAGAUCAUGUGAAUUUGUACUAACUACUUAAUUACUGUGGCUCCUGCACUACCAGUUCAAAUCAUGCAGCUGAACUUUUACCAA